Penicillium egyptiacum is the source of this 660-nucleotide messenger RNA. NCBI's taxonomy places the organism in Eukaryota, Fungi, Ascomycota, Eurotiomycetes, Eurotiales, Aspergillaceae. The record is from the annotation of a GenBank genome assembly.
AUGGCGCCUAUCCAGUUUGGUGUUAUCAUGAUACCAUUUCAACUCAUCGACGUUGCAGGCCCCGUGGAUAUCCUAUGCAGCUCCUCUGUUCCUUAUCUAAGGGGAUUCGGCAAUCCCGGCCUAGCUGAACGUGGUAUCGAUAUCGAAUUCCACUAUAUCGGCGAGGGAAUGGACCCUGUAACCCAUAAUUCAGGUUACAAAUCCCUGCCUACAACGACUCUGUCUACUUGUCCUAAGCUUGAUUAUCUCCUAAUCGGUGGUCCUGGGCCGGACUAUCUCAAAUCGAUCCCGCCAGCGAUAGCAAGCUUUGUGUGCGAACGAGCCGACGAAGUCAAGACCGUAUUCACUACUUGCACCGGCGGCAUCGUUGCUUCCGCGUUCGGUCUCCUGGAUGGCCUGAACGCCACGACGAACCACGAAGCCAUGGCGCUCGCGCGGGAACUUGGACCCAAUGUCAAGUGGACGGCAGAAAAGAAUUGGGUCGUUGACGGCAAAUUCUGGACUGCUGGUGGUGCAUGCGCUGGCAUGGACAUGAUGGCUCAUUGGGUCAUGGAGAAUUACGGAAAGGACAUAGCCGAAGCCGGAUUUGCAGCUCUUGCGUAUGAGCCUCGCGAUGUGGAUGGAAAGCAGGUUAUCUUAAGAAGGCAUGCUUCAGAGUGA